UCGCACCCAAACUUCUUCACGUCUCCUCCCCGGUGACGCUCGAAAACCGUCGUUGGCUGCCACUGCUUGCCUCUAUCCCAGAUUGGUAGAAAACUCAACACACAAGUAUGAACUUGCGCCACAGAAGUUAUAUUGCGGCAUGUCAACCUAGACGAGGCUACUCUGCAAUGAAAUUUGAUCACCUGCUUCAGUCAAUCCGGCGGGUCUGAACGGCGAUGUCCUUAGCUAGAUUUGGGGUCCACUCGUCACAUGCCAGUGAAGCGAUUGGCAGGAAAAUUGAACGACUGUCCGAUCAUAUGUAGAUUCUUGAGACGGUUCUCUCAUCCAACGUUGUGUGUGCGUACAAAAUUAUCUACAGCUUGGUAGGCAGAGUAUGGACGAUCAUUGCAGCCCCAGCUCCAGAAUUUGGAACUAACCUCAUAGAAUUGGGCCCAUGAUCGCUGGUCUAGUGCUCUCUCUCACUCUCUACGGCUGCAUGUGCUGCUCUUGUUUCAGUGCUCUCGCCCCCUCUUCGGACCUUGGAUUGCAACUCGACUCACGGAGACCGUUGCAGUUAUUUCACUGCAUUGAAGCUGUCGCAGUGAAGACAUUUUACCCCUACAUUUGACCCAUCGAACUCAUUGCUGUUGUUGCGCGAGGGAGUGCCUUGACAGAGUGCAGCACGUUGAGUCAAGAUGACGGCGAGAUUGAACCUCGAUGGGCAGGAGAUCAAGCCCCUGAGGAUUUGCAUGAUCGGGGCGGGUGGGUUCAUUGGAUCUCACCUUUGUGAGAAACUCAUGGAGACGACGAAACACAGCGUGUUGGCCAUCGAUGUGUGUGGGGUUAAGAUCCAGCAUCUGCUUGCGCUGGGGCAGCCGUGGAGCGAUCGCAUUGAAUUCUACAAGAUCAACAUCAAGAGCGACACACGCCUCGAGGGUCUUAUCAAAGUUUCCGAUCUGGUUAUCAACUUGGCUGCGAUUUGUACGCCAGCUGACUACAAUACUCGUCCUCUCGAUACCAUCUACAGCAACUUUGUAGACGCCCUGCCCGUGGUGCAACAGUGUAGGGAUAAUGGUAAGCGCCUCAUUCAUUUCUCCACUUGCGAAAUCUAUGGCAAAACCAUUGGCAGCUUUCUUCCUCGAGACCACCCUUUGAAGGCGGAUCCUGCCUUCUCCGUGUUGAAAGAAGAUGAGACUGCCUGUAUUUAUGGUUCGAUUCAUAAGCAGAGGUGGUCAUAUGCUUGCGCCAAGCAGCUGAUUGAGAGGCUCAUCUUUGGUGAAGGAGCUGAGAAUGGAAUGAAGUUCACCAUAGUUCGACCAUUCAACUGGAUUGGCCCACGCAUGGAUUUCAUACCAGGCAUUGACGGACCAAGUGACUCAAUUCCUCGUGUCCUGGCAUGCUUCAGCAAUAGCUUGAUGAAGGGCGAGCCCUUGAAGUUGGUGGAUGGGGGCAAGUCUCAACGCACAUUCAUUUACAUCAAGGACGCCAUUGAAGCAGUUCAAAAGAUCAUCGAAAACCCUGCUAGAGCCAAUGGCCACAUCUUCAACGUCGGCAACCCGCACAACGAAGUGACCAUCCAGGAGCUUGCUGAGCUGAUGACUGAUUUAUACUGCAAGAUAAGCGGCACUGCGAGACCCGAGGUAGUCACAGUGGACGUCCCCUCCAAGGAAUUCUACGGCGUGGGUUACGAUGACAGCGAUAAACGAAUUCCUGAAAUGACCCAAGUUAGGAAGCAGCUGGAAUGGGAGCCCAAGACAUCGAUGUAUGACUUGAUGGAGCACACGCUGAAGUACCAGUACUCCACUUAUGCUGAGGCUGUCAAGAAGGCCAUGUCUAAAUCUACUUACAAAUAGACCUACUCAGAUUCUCAAUUGAAGAGUGGAUUGAACUCAGUUGGUGCUCUUGUGUGAAGGACGUGUAAUGUGAAAAAUGCGUGCAGAAUUUGGCAACAACUUACUGGAUUGUGACGUUUAUAGGAAGAAAUUAUUGUUUGAACUCUUCGAUGUUGUGCAAAUAAGCUUAUGGAUUAUGUGCCAAACUAGUUUGCUUUUACAUUUCCUUUCUAGCGAUUUUGGCAAAAGCAUUUUUGGUUCACCAAACACUUCCAUUUGUUUAGUUGCACAACUAAUUUUUUUGAAACAUCCAUGUUUUGAUUUGCUUCAACCA
Molecule: messenger RNA, 2145 nt
Organism: Physcomitrium patens
Lineage: Eukaryota; Viridiplantae; Streptophyta; Bryopsida; Funariales; Funariaceae
Product: UDP-D-apiose/UDP-D-xylose synthase 2
Source: RefSeq, a predicted model, not a curated record